Molecule: messenger RNA, 2444 nt
Organism: Vigna angularis (adzuki bean)
Lineage: Eukaryota; Viridiplantae; Streptophyta; Magnoliopsida; Fabales; Fabaceae
Exons: 4
Coding region: 997-1449 (150 amino acids)
Biological process (GO): translation
Cellular component (GO): ribosome
Molecular function (GO): structural constituent of ribosome
Source: RefSeq, a predicted model, not a curated record
AUGGGGUGGUGGAGAAAGAAGUUGGGGUGGUUUAGGGAGAAACUCUCUUAUAUGUUUUGUUUUUUAUGUACUGGAUUCGAGGCCGAAGCCAUCCUUUAUUUUGUUUUGUUAUGCUUUUUUUUUUUGAAGCAAAAUUGGGCCAAAUGGAGCUGCCAAUCUCCCUCCACGGGUGGAUCAUCCACGGCCACCACUAGAAAUUCUUCUUCCUCACGGGUCAGCCACCAAAAGCCGCCUUCAUCUCCAUCGAUACACCAUCAACCUCUCGUCAACCACACUCCCAACACGCCACCUUCGUGCCUGAACCGCCAUAAACCUUGUCAGACCUGCGAACAAACCCACCGCUGCGGAUAUCACCAUAUUCGUCUUCCUCGCAUCACCACCAAUCUCCUUCGAAUCUCCAUCAGACCAUUCGAAACCUGCAAGAAAAAACAUAAUCACAGAGUCAUUAGCAUAUACUAAAACCCUAACGAACCCUCUCCAGUGCACUCUUCUGCCAUGGCCCUUCUUCUCCGUCUCAAUCGUCGGAGGGCAACCAGCUCUCGCACCCUCUUCUUCUCUACUUCGAAUUCCGAUUCAAACUCCGACUCCAACUCUCCCUUCUCUUCCCUUUUCAUAGAUGUCAAGGAAAGUCUCAAACAACCCUCUUCACCUUCCUCAAACCCUCGCUCCCAACCACCCUUCGCAAACGAGAUCCUAAAAGACCUCAGCGAGUUCCGCGCCAAGACCGCUCCACCUCCGCCGGGCGACCCGUCGCAGCAGCAACAGCAAUUCUCGUUCCAGCAAAUCUACCAGCGCCAGACCGUGCAGGGGAAUCCCCCCAGAUCGGGAGAAUCGUCCUCCCCCAGCAUGGAAUCCAUUUUCGGGAGCCUGCGGAACUUGUCUGUUGCUCAAACCCCGGUGUCGCAGGGUCGUCCUAGGAUGAUCGGCGGCACGAACGCCUUGCCGCAGGCCAUUUUCGGGAAAGAGAUGAGGAAAGUGGGUACGUAGUCGACGGCGAUGUUUUCGGCGGGGUUCUUGAAGACUUACAGCGUGGAGGAUUUGGGGAAGAAAUUGAGGAUGCUGAGGCCGGAGGGAAAGGAAAAGGGUUGGUUUUCGGUGAGGGAGUUGAGUGAGAGAUUAAUGAAGAGCAAAAUCUUGCCGCGAAGAAAGCUUCAUGGACUUAGCAUAUUGAACCAUUUGAGUGGGACUCCAACCUUCUCUCUGGAACCUCCUAAACCCCAUCUUGUUGAAAAGUACUUUCAUCCGGAUAACAUGUCCUCCGCUGAGAAGAUGAAAACUGAGCUUGCCAAGGUUAGGGAUGAGUUUAAAAUGUCGGAGUCGGACUGCGGUUCUGCGCGUGUUCAAAUUGCACAACUCACAACUAAGAUUAAGCAUCUAUCAGCAGUUCUACACAAGAAUAGAGUUGUCCCUUCGUAUUCCAUUUUUUUUAAUAUACUCUUGUGUUUGUGACCAGUGACUAGAAGACUCUUCAUUAGAAAAUUUGUAGAAGUUGUUAUCUGUGGUUGUAUAUACAUUUAUAACGGACAUUGUUGCUUAACUUAUGGAGGACAUUUUAAUUGUGGCAUCUAUUUCUUGCAAAUCUAGUUUGAAAUUCAAGGAACUCCUCCAAUUUCUUUUGUUAGUGUUCUGUGUUCAUAGAAUGUAAGAUUUUUUUUUUUAAUUUUAAAAAAACUGAUUUAAAAUUUUAUUCCAACUAUAUGAUUAAUUGAAUGUUUUCUUUAUUAGGAAGGAGCAGAUUCUUGAAAAGUGUCAGUACUUUUAUUUUAUUACACUCUACUAUGCGAUGAGAGAGCCAUAUAAUCUUAUAGUACUGUUACAAGGGAAAACACACCAAUCAUUGAAGACGUUAGUUGGUUGUUCUGUUAUUUACUUAGAACUUUGAUUUGCAUUAUAAUUUUUUACUAACAAGUGAUUUAACUCUACUUUGUCUGGCCUGGAGCAUUAUAAUUUCAGUAGCAGAUGAUUUAAGACUGAGAUUAGCUAGGUUCCCUGCCAUUUUUUUUUUGAUAUUCAGUUGUUUAACAUGGGGGACAAUUUGAUUUCUAGAGCAUGUCAAAUAUACUGAACGUUGUUAUAACUUUUCUUAAUAAAAUCUUGGAUAUGGCCGUAGACAGGAUUUUGGAUUGGUGACUGUACUCUCAUUGUGUUUUUUGUUUCAUCUUGCUGUUCUUUAUGUCACUUGACCAGCCUAUGCUAUAUAUUAUGGAAGUUAUUAUUACCCUUUAUAACCAGUUCAUAUUUACUUUGUGAACGUAACUAAUCAGAUUUAUCCUAUGCAAUGUGACCCUGUCAUUUUAAUAAAAGGUCCAUUUAAUCCGAUGUAAAUUUAGAGUAGCAUAUAUAUUUACUCUUUUCUGACUCUAUUCAUUCCAUGGUGCUUUAGGAUGUCAUUCUCGUAAAGGAUUGGUAGCAAUGGUUCAGAUGAGAAAAAGAUUACUGAAAUA